Caenorhabditis auriculariae is the source of this 3237-nucleotide messenger RNA. The record is from the annotation of a GenBank genome assembly. Lineage: Eukaryota; Metazoa; Nematoda; Chromadorea; Rhabditida; Rhabditidae.
AUGGAGCCUGGUUCGGCUAGCCAGACGAUGGCCAAAGCAAAGUUCGAGUUUGUGGGCAGUAAUAACGAUGAGGUUUUUGUAUUAACUGGUGUGAUUUUAUUUCAAAUUUCAGUUACACUUUGGCAAAGACGACAUAAUUGUGAUAACCCAACAGCCGGACGGAGGAUGGUGGGAAGGAACUUUUAAUGGACAGACCGGCUGGUUUCCUGCCGCCUAUGUCACUCUGAUCACCGAAAAAGGUUAGAAACCUUCCAAAUGUUUUGAGAAAAAUGGAUUUUCAGAAAAGUUGAUGAGAUCGCGUUCUGUCCCAAAUGCCAGUGCUAAAGGAAUGGGUAAGCGAGCAAGUUUUAAAAUGUUUCACGGAGAAAUUCUUUCAGAACAUCUCAAAUCAAUCGAGCUGAAUCGUCAAGACUACAGGGCUGACGUUUUGAAAAACUUUCUCAAAUACGAAAGUGAAUACGUAGAAAGCCUCAGAGGAACUAUCGUCAACUUCCUGCACCCCAUUAUGAAAUCUGAAAUGUAACUCUGAACUUUUGUUUGGAUUUUAACGUUUUACAGUUUAUCCGCUGAGGAUUUCGACAUUCUUGCCGGAAACUUUGAAGAAAUAUUUAAAGUUCAAAAGUCAAUUUUGGACGAGUUGGAAGAAAACGUCAAGUUAGCGCCAUCAUACGGAUUUUUGAUAAAAAUCUUUUUUUUAGAGAAGAGCCACAAAAACAAAGAAUCGGCGGUAUUCUCCUGAAUGCUGCUGUCGGCUUGCGCAAGGCUCUAUUGCGUUACUCAGAAAACCAUCCGAAAGCUGCAGAAGUCAUCAAAGAGAAAUUGUAUGGUGUAAAUGGAAUAUGUUUAUAUAACUAUUGUAUUAAGUGGCGAUUUGGAAGGAGUUUUGACCAAGAACGGCAAGGAAAUGAAGGAUCUCAUAUCCGGACUGAGUGAGCCUUUCCGCCACAUUGAGCGAUACCAGCCAGCUAUGCAAGAAAUGGAAAGAAUCGUGACGGUAAAAUUUUUGGGAGACUUUAUUCGAGUUAUUUCUUCAGGAAGGUUAUGCCGAUCGAGGAGAUCUUCACAGGAGUGGCUCAGUGUACAGAGAAAUCAAAGUAAGUUUCACUUAUUGAUGAUAAAAACGUUUGUGAAUCGGACCGAAGAUUCCUUUCAAAUCUUAUUUUAUGCAAAAUGGUUGUUAAAAAGGCUCAGUUUUAAAUACUUUAAUGAACUUUUUUUUCUGGACCUUCAUGCCUUCAAAAAGAGGGAAGAAAAAAUGAGAGUGCUAAAAAAGAGUGAGUGCUGAAAGUUUCGGUCAUUGAUGAUUUUUGAUUAUAUUACUGUAGCACAUUUUGGUUCAUACACAGUCAAUAGUAAAGAUAUUUUUAAUUUAAAACAUUUUGUGUUUUUCAAAGGGUCUAAAAAGGGUGGAUAGAAGCCGACAAAAGGACAGAAAAAGGGCAGUAACCACUCAUUUAGGAACAAUUAAUGGAAACUCUUGAACCAUAACAAACCCUCAAAGGCUUCAUAAAAUUCCUUUUGACUCUGGUUACAAUCUCAUAUUAUCAAAAUUUCACUUCCUGACGUUCCUAACUUUUCCAAUUAUCAAUAUAACUUUCUUGGUAUAUAUCAGCUAGCCCUUUACAGGAAUGCUGCACGACGAUCCGAAAGCAGAAAGAAGCCCAACUCGAGUUUUUAUACGUCGCGAAAGUAGAGAAAAUUGUGCCGUUUACUGAACGAGGGUCGAUUCUUUACGUGGGAGUGAGCAGUGUUCAGGUUGACAACAAGGAGCCCAGUGAUAAGUGAAUCCUAGAUGGGAAUCAUUCCUCUAACUGAACUUCUUCAGAUUCAUCUCACUGUUUUCUCGUUAUUUGAUGUUUUUCGACAUCACCACAUCGAUGGGGUACGAACUUCAAGAAAAAAUGCCAACCAACGGGUUAAAUGUUACGAAAAUCAACAAUGAGCAAGUUACUAUUGGUAAUGGGACAAAGUACUGCUUACUGUUGCAAUUUCUAUUUAUAGAGAGGAAAGGAACCAAAAUUGUCUUGGGGAACUCUCAGCAAUCAGAAAUUGACCGUUGGAUGGCUGCCUUUGGCAAAUGUGACGGAGUCACGACAUCCACAAACGUCACUGCCCUACGGAAGCCUUCCACGACGGCUAAUGAUAAUGUGAGUUAGAAAUUAAUGGGGUUCACUUACAGUUUAUUCACUAACUGAAGCGCACAUAGAUCCUCACUAUCUGAAGCGCUUAUAAUAACCAAUUUUGCCAGUUUUAGCGCCCCUAUAGGGGUUGGGAAAGCAAUCCCUAAAAGGGACCCUCCGAGGGCACCUGAAAUUGCUCUAUAGGCACCACUCUGGAGUUAGAAAUUAAUGGGGUUCACAGCCGUUUAUUUGUGAAAACGUGUUGACAUGCUCCAAAAUUAAGUUUCAAGUUCUAUAUUCUCCAUUUCUAGUGGUUUUGAAGUUGCGAUCUUCAUACUAAAACCUGAUCUGGGUUCAGAAAAAAUUAAAAUAAAAGCUGACCAUUGUAGAGCAUGAUUUUUUUUUUCAUUAUUCAAAAGUACUUCAGUGCCAAGAAGAUGGCGCACUGCGGCCGGUCGAACUCACUCCAAGAAGACGUGUUUCGAAAGGGUAAGAUUGGAAAAAGGGAAUAAUGGUUGAUAAUGUUAUCCCAUCCAUUCAGGUUAGAAGAAAGCUUGAACAACAGUGGGAUCAAGUUCGAUCACGAUUUGGAAAUGAUUCUCCCAGAAGGCUUUUUCUCCAAUGAGCGAGAACCACGUCAGAACGCCUUCAGGUAGUGUAACUUUGAACUUAAUUUAUUUUUUUCUGGAAAUGAAUAAAAAAAUUUGGAGCAUAGUUUUUUUAAGAAUUUCAGUAGUCAGACUAGCAUGAUAAAAAAAGGUGUAGAGUAUUCCGAUUUAGCUACUAAACACGUAAAUAAUUUUUACAAUAAUUAAAAUUGAUCAGAAUUGAUCAAAAGUCAUUAUUCUUUAAAUUUUUUCUCCCGAUUACGACGUUCCAGCUUACGGUAAAGAGAUAAAAGCAUUAGCGAUGCGUCUAACUGAAUUUCGUCUCACAAGAAAUGACGUGGAAUUUUUCAGAGCGCAGUUCUUAUCGGCAUACGAUUCUCCCUUCUUAUUGCGGGGUUGCAAAAGUUGUUCAACCCAGCAAGAAGGGGCAUGUGAAAAUGCGCAAAGAAGGUAACCAAAAAGUCGAGUUUAUAGUUUUGAACUUUUCAAUUUUCAGCAGCAAGAGAUGA